UGCCUCAUGGGUUAUGAUCAUGAACAAGGGACCACAUCCAACUCGGGUACGCUGCCAGGUGGAAGAUGCGCCCUGCUACUUUAACUUUCAACCGAGGGAGAAUCAAGGAAGGCACAAGCCCAAAUUCCCGAUGCAAGACGACCUGCUUAGACAAGCUCGACGUCAUCACUUCAUCAUUGGGUCUGGAUGUGUUACAAUCCUCAUUCUAGUGGGAGCCGUGAUAGCGCUUGGCUUUUGGGUUUUUCAGAUGAAACAAGCUCUGGAGAAGGCCCAGUCCUGCCCAGGAUCCAGCAAUGGAACACAGCAGACCAGGACCACCCCAGGGCAGUGUCAGGCUCUGCGGCAGUUUCUGUGCAGGCCACAUGGCAAUCACGUAGCAGAGAAUUCAGAUUGUAGGCUCUGCCCUGAAAACUGGCAGCGCCAUGGAGACAAGUGCUACUGGAUUUCCAGAGAGAAGGAAACCUGGAACAAGAGCCAGAAUGACUGUGCAGCAAAAGACUCUCAACUUGCUGUGAUACAAAAACAGGUGGAAUUGGAUUUCAUACGUCAUAAAACAAAUGGAGGGCAGCUUCUGUGGAUUGGAGUGACCACCAUACCUCCUGCCCAUGAAUGGUCUUGGGUAGAUGGCUCCCCACUAAAUGACACACUAUUGCAAGUCACAGGUCUUGCUGAAGCGAACAGCUGCGGGAUGCUGAAGGGGAACAGAGUUAAUUCAGAAGCCUGCAGUGCCAUAGCCAAGUGGAUCUGUGAGACGGAAGUUCGUCUGGUGUAAAUAAUAAAGGAAGGAAAGAGAGGA
Messenger RNA from Lacerta agilis (Sand lizard), 796 nucleotides. Its product is annotated as killer cell lectin-like receptor subfamily B member 1B allele B. The record is from RefSeq and is a predicted model, not a curated record. Lineage: Eukaryota; Metazoa; Chordata; Lepidosauria; Squamata; Lacertidae. The transcript has 6 exons. Bases 14 to 772 code for a protein of 252 amino acids.